Chroicocephalus ridibundus (black-headed gull) is the source of this 5506-nucleotide messenger RNA. It is a transcript of the gene CHRM5, whose product is annotated as cholinergic receptor muscarinic 5. Gene Ontology annotation, biological process: G protein-coupled receptor signaling pathway, coupled to cyclic nucleotide second messenger; adenylate cyclase-inhibiting G protein-coupled acetylcholine receptor signaling pathway; gastric acid secretion. Gene Ontology annotation, cellular component: synapse; plasma membrane; dendrite. Bases 204 to 1790 code for a protein of 528 amino acids. Gene Ontology annotation, molecular function: G protein-coupled acetylcholine receptor activity; G protein-coupled serotonin receptor activity. The transcript has 2 exons. Lineage: Eukaryota; Metazoa; Chordata; Aves; Charadriiformes; Laridae. The record is from RefSeq and is a predicted model, not a curated record.
AAGACGCUGUGGAAAAAGAAAUCACAAGACGAGAGUGCACAAUGCAUUUCAAAUAGAAAAAAGCUUCCUCUCUGCUGAGUGAGUCUCACUAUAUUCUGACAGAGCACAGAUAAAGCUUCAAUCAAGUAUCUCCCACCUGUCUCCAAAAGGAUAUUUUCGAGUACAGAAAGCAAGAUCCUGAUGAUAAUACACCAAGAAGAAGAAUGGAAGUAAAUUUAUUCAGCAAUUCUACUGUUGUAAACAGUUCAUCCAUCAACCAUAAGCAGUUAGAAGGGCAUAGCCUCCUGGAAGUCAUUACUAUUGCUACUGUAACAGCAAUUGUAAGCUUAAUAACCAUAGUGGGAAAUAUUCUUGUAAUGAUAUCCUUCAAGGUUAACAGCCAGCUCAAAACUGUCAACAAUUAUUACUUGCUCAGUCUCGCCUGUGCGGAUCUCAUCAUUGGAAUAUUUUCUAUGAACCUUUAUACAUCUUACAUACUCAUAGGCCACUGGUCUCUUGGAAGCCUUGCCUGCGACCUGUGGCUAGCACUGGACUAUGUAGCUAGCAACGCCUCAGUAAUGAACCUCCUAGUCAUCAGUUUUGACAGAUAUUUUUCCAUCACAAGGCCUUUAACUUACAGGGCCAAGCGCACGCCCAAAAGAGCUGGCAUCAUGAUUGGUCUGGCCUGGCUGAUUUCCUUCGUGUUGUGGGCACCCGUAAUCUUGUGCUGGCAGUAUUUUGUGGGCGAACGAACAGUACCACCUGAAGAGUGCCAGAUACAGUUUUUAUAUGAGCCCAUUAUCACCUUUGGUACUGCAAUUGCUGCUUUUUACAUUCCAGUGUCCGUGAUGACCAUCCUGUAUUGCCGCAUCUAUAAAGAGACGGAAAAACGUACCAAGGACCUUGCUGAACUGCAGGGUUCAGAGUCUGUGGCAGAAUUUGAGAUGAUAAAGCCUCAGAAAACUUUCCUGAAGUCUUGCUUCAGUUGCAAGCAGCAAAACAUAGUCAAAAGAGAGAGGUGUCAAGCUUCCUGGUCUUCAUCUAGUCGAAGUACAUCAGCUACGGUGAAAGCCUCUCAGGCAGCGAGUACUUGUAACGACUGGGCUAAGGCUGACCAGUUAACCACCUGCAGCAGCUAUGCAUCUUCAGAAGAGGAGGAUAAACUUGCCGCUGAUUCCGUUUUCCAAGUAACUUACAAAAGUCCAUCUAAAGGUAAGGCAGAAGAGUUUAAUGACAGUACGGAUGUUGUUGUCAAAGACCAACCUGAAGAAAAUGAUUUUGAGAACCAGAAAUAUUUUUUGUCACCUGCCAAAGGCCAUGUACAAAAAAGUAAAAAAUGUGUGGCCUAUAAAUUCCGGUUGGUGGUUAAGGCUGAUGGCAGCCAGGAAGCCAACAAUGGUUGCCGUAAAGUAAAAAUAACUCCUUGUUCUGCUGCUCUGUCAAAGGAUCCUUCCAUCAAAAGCAUGGAUCCAAAUAUAAAUAACCAAAUCACCAAAAGGAAACGGAUGGUUCUUAUAAAGGAACGCAAAGCAGCACAGACAUUAAGUGCCAUUCUUUUGGCUUUUAUCAUCACAUGGACUCCCUACAAUAUCAUGGUUUUGAUCUCCACAUUCUGCUCUGACUGCAUUCCCCUGACACUGUGGCACCUUGGAUAUUGGCUUUGCUAUGUGAACAGCACUGUUAACCCCAUGUGUUACGCCCUCUGUAACAAAACUUUCAGGAAAACUUUUAAGAUGCUGCUUUUCUGCCAGUGGAAAAAGAAAAAAGUGGAGGAAAAACUAUACUGGCAGGGCAAUACCAGACUGCCAUAAUUGCUCUUAUAUAAGGGAUAAGAGGCAAAAUAGAUAUUGAUGUAUCCUAGUAAACUGACUGUAAUGCUGUCUCUUGCUUUAUAUGUCUAGGGGUUAAAAAAAUCUGCAGAAAAGUAAAAUUUUGCAUGAAAGUAGUGUGCUUGGGAUAAAGAAGUCAGUGGCUGCUGUGAGCAGCACGGGAUGUUCGUGAUUUUGCAGUAGGUCUGUGCUAAAGUUAUUGUUUGGGGUCUUCUGUCCUUUCAGCAUGAGAAAGUGUAGAGGAAAUUAUAAACUACUGGAAAUUAGAGUGGGAUGGUCAUCAGGUCAGGUCAUCCAGUCUGUCUCCCUGUUUCUUCCUAUAGGUCCUUUCUUCCUUUCUAGUGUAUUGUCUAUUUCGUUUUCAAGGUACCAGGCAAUGGAGCUUGUACUACUUCUGUUUUGAGACUUUUCCACCUGCUGUUGGAAUGAAACAAGGACUAUUUAAAGGGGUAAAUGUUGCACCCAAUAAUAUAUGUUUAGGGAGAUUCAUUAUACUUCAAAUGAACACUCGUAUUAUAGGAGAAUGUAAUACUGAGAAAAUUUCCACUUUAAGGAUGACUUUUCUGGAGACAUAGGAAGGGCUCACAGUGGAGGAAAUAGGUAAUGUAUUUUGUCUAUGAAGAAGCCAGUCCUAAUCUCAGUUCCAUCAUGAAAAUCACUGUCAUCUGUAAAAAAUGGUGAUAAUGAGCAGGUACCUCUGAAUUUCUCCAUUUUUCAAUGCUUCUGUGUGCUAUAGUGACAAUGGUGCAAAUCAGAACUGACUGUAAAGCAUAAUGGACAUAGUCUAUCUACUUUACCACAUAAGGAAAAUCUUUCUUUUCCAGUCAUCUCCUCUGUUGUGCUUCCCCUUGCCCCAAAAGUUUCCAUUAAUGAUGGAAUGAUCCAGAACAAGAGAAAAAUAUGUAUUGAUGCCCUGUGCAUUUACCUAUAUGUUAUGAAAUUAUUUAAAACAGUGACAGAAUUGGCCUUUCUGAAAGAAGAAAGAUUUUUAAAGCUAUUAAGGAAACUUUGCACUUUCAUACUGCUUUUUAGCUUUAAAUAGCUUUACAAACGCUAAUCAACAUUAGGUGUUUGGAAAUACAGUUUCUCUCCAGUCACUAUCUUCUAGUCCAGCAGAACCAUAUCUGCUACAGUACUGGGGGCUGGAGUCAACUCCUCUGACAGCUGUGGCUUCUGGGACUGGGCUGUACUGGCCUAGGUACAAUGAGCUGAGACUCUGGCCACUACUUGCAGUUUCCCAGGGCUUUGGGUAUGUGGUGAGGACGUUUCUGUGGCAGGGGUGAACUGCAUGUCUGCCUGAUGUCUGUGUUGCAGGAACCCUGUGAGCUUGACUGAAUGUGUAAAGCGAAGGGUCUGCCUUCAGCAGGCGGCCAUUGGAACAGAGCUGGUGACCUGUUUCCUUGUGGUGGGAACAAACGUGAAGCCUCAGAAAAGGUCAAAAGAAAACAAAGUUAACGGCGACAGGAGUCAUAAAGAGUCAAGUCCUAAAGUAAACAAAUGUUUAUGAGUAAAUGAGGAAGAUCUCCAUGUACACAAAGUUCAGAUUCAGCUCUAGCCUUUCUAUCAAAAUUCAGGGUGAGAUACUCUGGAACAUUAAUUUGGGCCAAUCUUCAUAUUAUAUCUACUUAGAUGUGCUAGUGGGACAUUGCAGUGGUGACAUGACCCAGUUGCACAUUUCAGGGAUUGUAUUAGUCAUCCUGAAUGUACCAUUGCUCUCAGUGAAAUUGUUCAUAUAAUUUAUUAAAUUAUCAUACCAUCAAAAUGUUUCCCUACAAAUACAUAAUUCCUCCACGUCAACAGCCACAGGACAAGUAAUUAAUAUUUUUAUCCCCAAUCUCCAGAGGGUAGAAUUGUGUCAGUGAAAGAUUAGCACUGUAGUAAUGUAAAAAUAUGUUCUGUAAAUUCACAAUUGAUUUUGUAACAUACCAUACUGUGCCUAUUAUUUUUUGCACAUUAGCAUAUGAUUGCUUAUUAAAGGAAAGUAUGGGUCUUUAUAAAGACCCUUUCAUCAACUUUCCUCUGUCACUAUCCAGAGCUUUUCUUGUGUACAGUAACUAUGUACAAGUUGGUUAUUAUAGUGGGUUUAUUUUAUAUUACAUUGGAUCAGGCAUUCAGUAAACUGUGUUUGAUUUUUAGCAAAUGAACGUGUCCCUCUGUGGCACAAGCUGUAGUUAAAGGCAAAAUUUAUGAGGUAGUAACAGUUCCUGCUAGCUGCAGUGUUGUUGCUAAAGUAAAGCAUUGGCUUCUACUGAAAUUAAAUGGGACAUUUUUUGUUGGUUUUGGCUUCUGUUGAACUAGAGCGUUCUGUAAAUGUUUAUGGACUCUGUGCUCAGUAAAUGUAUUAGAAUACACGGUGAUGGAUGCAACAAUGUUGGUUCAGUGUAAUUGUGAAAUAUGUGCUCAACCUAUGCUGCUAGCACUUCACCGUGUGAGACGUUACGUGGCCAGACAUGGGUACAUUGUAAAUACCUAGAAUUAUAUAAAGUGGUCUGUGUUGGCUUUAUUGUUAAGUAGAAUGUUUAUUCUUAAAAAAAUAUCAAAAUUGCAAAAAGAAAAACGCGAUCCUCAUCAGAGAAUCAAUUAGUGCUUAAUUACAUUUUGUUUUCAAAUUAUAUUUUGUUCAUUUGAAAAGUGCUGUGGGACUUUUACAGUGUAAAACAAUCUUCUUAUCUGUAUUUCUGUCCUUUUAAUGAACCUUUUACUGAUCCUAUAAUUGGUUAUGGUCUCAGUCAUGGACUUGUGGAAAGAUCUUUUUUUGUAAAAUUACAUGUUAUUUAUACAUAAUUACAUACACAUACAUAUAUAUAGAUAUGUAUGUCUGUAUUAUCAAUAUAGAUGCAUAAAUAUACAUCCCUAACUAAGCUUUUCAGAGACACAGCAUACUUUAAUAUUUUUGAAUAUUGAAUUUUUCCACAAACUGGGGGUAUUGUUUUUGUCUCUCCCUUUUCAUACAUGCCAGCCUCCCUAUAUAUUCCAGAUCCCUGUAAAUUAUCAAGUAACAUUCAUUUUAUGUAAAUGUAAUUUAUGUUUGCAGUUACAGUUGUGCAUUUUCUGUGACUACUUAGCACAGAGCGAAGAGCUUUGCCAAGGACGGAAAGUCAAGAUAGAACAUAAAUGCAGGUAUUUCCUUUGUAGAAAAAUCCUGUUGAAUUGAGGAAGGACGAAAUCAAAGGGAUUAUAGAGAAAAUACUGUAAGAAUCUGUAAAACAUGAUAGAGCAUAUUUUGCCAUUAAUUGUAUAAUUCAAUUGCUAAUCAUGCUUAUCUUACUCAACUAUGCAUGUCAAUUAGUAACUGCUAUUAACUGUUGAAAGUUAUUUUUAUAUGCGGAUUUUUGUUCCUCAUCUCUGUUGUACCCAUAAUGAGACCUGCUCUGGGAUAUAUGGAUUUGAGGAGUUUAGAUUCAGAGACAGUGAUGCACUUCAAGGCAAAAUCCUAAAUUGUACUUCCUUAUCACCCUUUAGAUAUUGUCCCAGUUUUAGAGCUGAGUCCCCAUCUCUAAUUUAAUUAUUCUGAUCAUUCUAUAAUUCUAUUUCCCACAUAGGGCUUUUCUCUGAAGUCUUUGACAUUGCCUCCUUGUCAUAUUUGAGAGAUGACCUGAACAUGUCAAACUAACUUAACUGAUAAAUCCUCAUGCAAAUGUAACAAAGGAUAGUCACAUACCUGAAGGAAUAAAAAUGUCACUGGGAUGUGGUAAGUA